AUGGAGAUAGAGAAUGCAAAUUGCAAGACGAAGGUAUCAGAAUGCAUAGACAACGUUGAUAUGGAACAAUUGUGUGUUGACAAACCGCUUAAACUUGACGUAGAAAUUACUGGCUUAGAUAAGUUGAUUGAGGAGUUGCACAGGGUGUUCUCGCACAGUCACGUCAAUAUACAGGAUGUUCAGAAACUGAUGCUUGGAUAUAAAUCAGAUCCGAAGGAUUGGCGGAAGUACGCGAAAUAUGACCGUUUUAGGUAUACGAGAAACCUGGUAGACCAGGGAAAUGGGGCUUUCAACAUCAUGAUCCUCUGCUGGGGUCCAGGUCAUGCAUCGGCCAUCCACGACCAUGCAGACUCGCAUUGCUUCAUGAAGCUGUUGAGUGGGAGCUUAGAGGAAGUCAGGUAUGACUGGCCGGACAACGUCCAACCCGAGGUAAUAAAGAAGAUGAAGCGAAAAGCGAAAAGAUGCUGUUUGGAGAGUGAAGAUUUAGAAAAUUCUGACGCAAAAUACACCAAUGGAGAUAAGGGGAACCGUCAGAAUGGCAAAGAGAAUGAGAACUGUCAGAUUGGUGGAGAUAAUGUAAACUGUGAGGAUGAAUUCGAUGAGUUCAGAGAAAACUAUGACAUAAAGAGUAUGAAAGAAGUUGGAAGGACCCGAAUGGAAAUUAAUGAUGUCUGUUAUAUAAAUGAUGCCCUAGGCUUGCACAGAAUGGAGAAUCCAUCACAUGUAGACGGUGCCGUGUCUCUACACUUGUAUUGCCCACCGUUCAACAGUUGCAGGGUAUUUGACGCACGUACAGGCAAACCUACUGAGGUCAAAGUCACUUUUUGGUCUAUGUACGGAAAGAAGAUUAAGAGAGUUUUGGAAGCGAGCGAUAUGGUUGACGGUCAACAAUGA
This is a messenger RNA of Pieris macdunnoughi, 894 nucleotides long. The record is from the annotation of a GenBank genome assembly. NCBI's taxonomy places the organism in Eukaryota, Metazoa, Arthropoda, Insecta, Lepidoptera, Pieridae.